UUCGAGUUGAGAGGUUCCGUGUGUCGUCGUCGAAUGAAAACAAUCGCCGACGUCCGACCGUCGUCGGCUGCUCGAGACGUUCUAGUCCCCGUAAUCGCGUACUCCGCUUUGGCGCCACGCCAUCGUGAUAACGCGUAGCGGUCGCGGUUAGCCGUCGCUCUCGUCGUCGUCGUUCUCACCAUCGUCGUCGUCGUCAUCAUCGCGGUGUACCCGUCGUCGCGACGUCGGUUAACCUUAAAGAGAGCGACGGGUGCGGUGGUAGUGUUUUCCUUCCGAGGAGGUAAAUUCGAGUACAUCGAUACUCGAGGCGAAGAGGUGUGACGAGGAAAGUGCGUAGUCAUCGAUGUGAGAGUCGAGGACGACGAGGAAGAGCAGAGGGAGCGAGAGUGCGAAAGGGGAAAGAGAGAGAGAGGAGAGAGAGAGAGAGAGAGAGGGACAGAGAGCGGAGAGGCCGAAGCGUCGUAAGCCGGGAAUUCCGACGAUCGCAGGCUCCGUCAGGGAGCACCAGGGGUGGCAACGGUCUCGUUGGGCAGUGUCGAAGUUGGCGAGAGGGGCAGAGGGAUCAGCUGUGAUCUGGCUUUGGUUGCGGUGGUAGCAGCGGAAGCGGAAGCCGCUGCAGUAGUGAAGACAGGGGGUGAGAAGGUGGGGCUGUGUGAGGCUGGUAGUAGUCCCGACUUUGUUAAGCAGAGACACAAAUUCUAUUCUUAUCCCUAUUUUCAUUUAUCUCCUUUCCCUUUACUUCUCAUCUUGCUUUACGAGAGUGGUAAAUUCGGGGGCGUUCGCCACCCGCCACCGGAAACGCUGUCGACGGCGUGACACCGGCCUCGCAGUUAGCCUUACUCCUCCCACAGAGAGUAGGCGCCGUAGACCAGGAGCUACCGUCAUCCGUCAUUAUCGUAGAAAUUCUGAGCCCUCCCCAACGAGAGGAGGGAGCUCCAUCAAGCCCCUCUCGCACGCGCGACGUCUCAGUAUCUCGUACCCGUUAACGGGUGCUUAUAAGGCACGCGCGUCAUCUGCCAGACAUCAUGAACGAGCUCGAUAGCCUUCGUCAAGAAGCGGAGACGCUGAAAAAUGCCAUUCGGGAUGCCAGGAAAGCAGCAUGCGACACGACCUUGGCUCAGGCCACAUCAGGCAUGGAACCUAUCGGUCGCAUACAAAUGCGAACGAGACGUACACUACGCGGUCACUUAGCUAAAAUUUAUGCGAUGCACUGGGGAAGUGACUCGAGGAAUCUAGUCUCUGCAUCGCAAGAUGGCAAACUGAUCGUUUGGGAUAGUUACACUACCAAUAAGGUUCACGCGAUUCCAUUACGGUCAUCAUGGGUAAUGACUUGUGCGUACGCGCCCUCGGGUAGUUACGUAGCAUGCGGCGGACUGGACAAUAUCUGUUCCAUCUAUAGUCUUAAAACUAGGGAAGGGAAUGUUCGGGUGAGCAGAGAACUUCCGGGUCAUACUGGAUACUUGUCCUGCUGUCGAUUUUACGACGACAACCAAAUCGUCACUAGUUCCGGCGAUAUGUCUUGUGCUUUAUGGGACAUCGAAACUGGCCAGCAGUGUACUUCGUUCAUCGGACACACUGGCGACGUAAUGUCUCUGUCGCUGGCGCCGGACACGCGCACCUUCGUGUCCGGGGCGUGCGAUGCCAGUGCGAAAUUAUGGGACAUUCGUGAAGGUUCCUGUAAGCAGACUUUCCCGGGUCAUGAGAGUGACAUAAAUGCCGUCACGUUCUUCCCGAAUGGAUAUGCUUUCGCGACGGGCUCAGACGACGCGACGUGCAGACUAUUUGACAUUAGGGCGGAUCAGGAACUCGCGAUGUACAGUCACGACAAUAUCAUUUGUGGUAUCACCAGCGUAGCUUUCAGCGGGAGCGGGAGAUUAUUGCUGGCGGGCUACGACGAUUUCAACUGCAAUGUUUGGGAUUCUAUGAAAACCGAGCGAGCUGGAAUUCUCGCUGGGCAUGACAAUCGCGUGUCUUGUCUCGGCGUGACGGAAGACGGCAUGGCGGUGGCGACAGGCUCCUGGGAUUCGUUCCUACGCAUUUGGAACUAACUUGGGGCUCUCCCAAGGACGUUUCUUCAAAGAACCAACAGUCAACCAAUUUACAGCAUAAGAAUCAAGUACCACCAUCUGAUCACCGAACAAGUCGGCGUGCCAGCAGCCA
Messenger RNA from Cyphomyrmex costatus, 2160 nucleotides. It is a transcript of the gene Gbeta13F, whose product is annotated as guanine nucleotide-binding protein subunit beta-1. The transcript is spliced from 7 exons. Bases 1026 to 2048 code for a protein of 340 amino acids. Gene Ontology annotation, molecular function: protein binding. Gene Ontology annotation, biological process: signal transduction. The record is from RefSeq and is a predicted model, not a curated record. NCBI's taxonomy places the organism in Eukaryota, Metazoa, Arthropoda, Insecta, Hymenoptera, Formicidae.